Molecule: messenger RNA, 938 nt
Organism: Gamsiella multidivaricata
Lineage: Eukaryota; Fungi; Mortierellomycota; Mortierellomycetes; Mortierellales; Mortierellaceae
Exons: 2
Coding region: 80-853 (257 amino acids)
Molecular function (GO): RNA binding
Source: RefSeq, a predicted model, not a curated record
CGAAUCGCUCUGCUCCAUUCCCACUUUACACUUCAUUCUCCCUGAAGCCCUUUCACCUUCCGCCUUCAACAGCAUUCACAUGGACCCACAACAGCAGCAGCACCAACACGCCCACCUCGCCAAUGCCGCUGCUUGGCAGGUACCCCCUCACCCUGCUUAUAUGACGGCUACCCCUCCUAUGCAGCACCCUCAGCAGGCAGCCCAGCAGCACCCUGCAUACCAUCAGUAUCAGCAGCACCCAGGCAUGAUGGAACAGCAGCAUUAUCCUCUAAGCCAUGCCCCCCACCAUAUGUCCGUAGCUCCACCCGUCGGUGUCCAUGCGCAAGGAUAUGGCAUGCCACCCCACGAACCUCCUCGUGGUGCCGGCAGCGGUGGCCGUCGAUCACCCGCUCCCUACCGGGGUUCUUACCGGGACCGAUCUUACUCCCCGCCUCCUCGCCAUCGUAGAACACCCUCGCCCAGAGGCGGAUACAGAGAUUCCCGUGGGUAUGACCGCGAUAUGGAUUACCGCGGACAUGAUCGAGGAUACGACCGCGGCUAUGACCGAUCAGACAGGGGUUAUGAUCGUGGUCACAGCAGAUACGAUCGUGGCUACGAUCGUGGCUACGACCGAGACUAUGAUCGCGGUUAUGGCGGACGUAGUUAUGGACACCGUGCUCGCUCUCCUCCAAGACGCUCAAGAACCGUCCUUCGUGGCACGAAAGAAGAUCGUCUGGCGUCCAAGACGCUGUAUGUUGGUAACAUUCCAUACAGCUUCCGCGAACCCGAGGUCGAGGAGAUGUUCAAGAGAUUCGGUACCAUCGUCAAGGUCACUGUGGUACUAGAUCAGUACACCGGUCGUAACAAAGGGUAAGAGCUGGAGUGUACUAUAAGUUCUUUCAUCAGUAUGGAGGAUAGAGUAAAUGAAUGAUGGCGAUCGAUCUUUUAUUUACCAAUAC